AGUUAAUUCAGCAUCAAGUAUUGCAGAGUCUUGUGGUGUUAGUCAGGCUUUGUGCCACAGAGGUACAUGAUGAAGAACAUGAUUGUGUCUUUAUUACUCGUGUGCGGUGUGUUUAGUGUUGAUGCAGAUGAAGUGAAGUCAGUGAUGGAGGGAGAUUCUGUCACACUACACACUGAUCUCACUGUCAUACAGACAUCUGAUGUGAUACGGUGGAGGUUUGGAGAAGGUGAAUCCAGGGAUCUUUUAGUUGAUAUUGCUAAUAACAAUAUUAGUUAUAAUGGUCCAUUCAAAGACAGACUGCACGCAGACAUUCAGACUGGAGAUCUCACCAUCACAAACAUGAGAAUCAAACACUCUGGACCCUAUGAAGUACAGAUCAGCAGAGCUACAACAACAUACAAGAGAUUCAGAGUUAAUGUCACAGUUGCUCCAAGUGUUAUCAGUGCUGGUGAUGUGAAGUCAGUGACUGAGGGAGAUUCUGUGACUCUACACACUGAUGUCCAAACACAGAGAGAUGAUCUGAUACUGUGGAGGUUUGGAGAUGAUGGUGUUCUCAUAGCUAAACAUGAUAAAGAAGACAAUAAGAGCUCAAUAUAUGAUGCUGAUGGGAGAUUCAGAAACAGACUGAAGCUGGAUCCUCACACUGGAUCUCUCAUCAUCACAAACACUAAAACCACAGACACUGGACUUUAUAGACUAAAGAUCAGCAGCAAUAGAGACACAAAAUACAAGACAUUCAGUGUUUCUGUCAGUGUCGGGCGCAAAGCAUGCUGGGAAUCUUUUCUGCGUACAGGCAGGAUCUGCUCUACACUCCACUGCGGCAGCAUAACACACUGCAUGAAAUCAUGCCUGAGUGACAUUUCUCUCUGGAUGAAGGACCAUCACCUGCAGCUGAACCUUGCAAAAACAGAACUGCUCCUAAUCCCAUCCGACCCUGAGAGCCAUCACAAUUUAUCCAUUCAAAAACCUGGGAGUGGUGAUCGAUGAUCAGCUUACCUUCACAGAUCAGGUUGCCAGCAACACUUGGUCCUGAAGAUUCAUCCUUUACAAUAUCAGGAAAAUUAGAACUUUCCUAUCUGAGCAUGCAACACAAGUCCUAGUCCAGACUCUUGUACUGUCCAGACUGGACUAUUGUAAUGGUCUACUAGCUGGACUUCCUGUUUGCGCAACAAAACCUCGAAAGAUGAUCCAGAAUGCAAUGGCAAGAGUGGUAUUUAAUGAACCGAAGAGAGCACACGUCACCCCUCUCUUUAUUAAGUUACAUUGUCUCCCUAUAGCCGCUCGCAUCAAAUUUACAUUUAGUCAUUUAGCAGACUCUUUUAUCCAAAGCGACUUACAGGUGGGGUAGGCAAUGGAUAUAAUUGGGACAGCAUAAGGAGAACAACCAUAAGUGCAACCAAAAAAAGAAGACUGGCCUCAUAUAACCUAACACAGUAUACAGGGCAAAGUUAGAUUUAUUGAUGAUUAUUUAUUUAUUUUUUAAAAAAGAGUAGAGAAGAAGUCAGAACUGAUCAGUAAGAUGUUGAGGGAUGAGCUGUGUUUUCAGACGUUUCUUAAAGAUGGCUACAGAAUCUGCAGAUCUUGUAGCAGCGGGCAGAUCAUUCCACAUAGGUGGAACCGAUCCAGAGAAGGUAUGUGAGAGAUUUUUACCUUUUUGGGAUGGCACCACAAGACGUUGUUCGUUUGCAGAGCAUAUGGAUCUGGGAGGUAUAU
This is a messenger RNA of Triplophysa dalaica, 1713 nucleotides long. RefSeq lists its product as uncharacterized. The coding region runs from base 67 to 987 and encodes 306 amino acids. The record is from RefSeq and is a predicted model, not a curated record. The transcript is spliced from 5 exons. NCBI's taxonomy places the organism in Eukaryota, Metazoa, Chordata, Actinopteri, Cypriniformes, Nemacheilidae.